UCUGUCACCUCAGCUCCCGCACCACCACCAGCACCAGCACCCCGUCGCCCCUGCCCCGCUUGCUGUCUCCCCGGCGGAGGCUGCUUCCCGGUCCUGCCCUCUCUCUGCUCUGUUGUCGUUGCUGGUUUCUUCUCCCACAUGGAUCUGGUCGGAGUGUCAUCGCCUGAACCGGGGCCGGCAACGGCUUGGGGGUCCAACAAGUGUCCGUGGGCUACCCCUCAGAACACAAUAUCUUGUUCUUUGGCUGAUGUAAUGAGUGAACAGUUGGCAAAAGAGUUGCAAUUAGAAGAAGAAGCUGCCACUUUUCCUAAAGUUGUUGUUGCUGAAGGACCAUUUAUUACUGGAGAAAACACUGAUACUUCCAGUGACCUAAUGCUGGCUCAGAUGCUACAGAUGGAAUUUGACAGAGAAUAUGAUGCACAGCUUAGGCGUGAAGAAAAAAAAUUCAAUGGAGAUAGCAAAGUUUCCAUUUCCUUUGAAAAUUAUCGAAAAGUGCAUCCUUAUGAAGACAGUGAUAGCUCUGAAGAUGAGGUAGACUGGCAGGAUACUCGUGAUGAUCCCUAUAGACCAGCAAAACCAGUUCCUACUCCCAAAAAGGGCUUUAUUGGAAAAGGAAAAGACAUCACCACCAAACAUGAUGAAGUAGUAUGUGGGAGGAAGAAUACAGCCAGAAUGGAGAAUUUUGCACCUGGGUUUCAGGUAGGAGAUGGAAUUGGAAUGGAUUUAAAACUAUCAAACCAUGUUUUCAAUGCUUUAAAACAACAUGCCUACUCAGAAGAACGUCGAAGUGCCCGCCUCCAUGAGAAAAAAGAACAUUCUACUGCAGAAAAAGCAGUCGAUCCUAAGACACGUUUACUUAUGUAUAAAAUGGUCAAUUCUGGAAUGUUGGAGACAAUCACUGGCUGCAUUAGUACAGGGAAGGAAUCUGUUGUCUUUCAUGCAUAUGGAGGGAGCAUGGAAGAUGAAAAGGAACAUAGUAAAUUUAUACCUACAGAAUGUGCCAUCAAGGUGUUUAAAACAACCCUUAAUGAGUUCAAGAACCGUGACAAAUAUAUAAAAGAUGAUUUCAGGUUUAAAGAUCGUUUCAGUAAGCUAAAUCCACGUAAGAUCAUUCGAAUGUGGGCAGAAAAAGAAAUGCACAAUCUCACAAGAAUGCGGAAAGCUGGAAUUCCUUGUCCAGCAGUUGUGCUACUCAAGAAACACAUUUUAGUUAUGUCUUUUAUUGGCCAUGAUCAAGUUCCAGCCCCCAAAUUGAAAGAAGUGAAGCUCAGUAGUGAAGAAAUGAAAGAAGCCUACUAUCAAACUCUUCAUUUGAUGCAGCAGUUAUAUAAUGAAUGCACGCUUGUACAUGCUGACCUCAGUGAAUAUAACAUGCUGUGGCAUGCUGGGAAGGUUUGGUUGAUUGAUGUCAGUCAGUCUGUAGAACCAACGCAUCCUCAUGGCCUGGAGUUCUUGUUCCGUGACUGUAGGAAUGUCUCACAGUUUUUCCAGAAAGGAGGAGUAAAGGAAGCCCUUAAUGAACGAGAACUCUUCAAUGCUGUUUCAGGGUUAAACAUCUCAGCAGAUAAUGAAGCUGAUUUCUUAGCUGAGAUAGAAGCUUUGGAGAAAACGAAUGAAGAUCAUGUUCAGAAGAAUGGAAGGAAAGCUGCUUCAUUUUUGAAAGAUGAUGAAGGUCCUCCAGUUCGAUAUGAUGAAUAGCACCAAUACCCACUGCUUUCAUUGUUAACACAGCAGUGAUUGCCGGCUGCCAAUGCCAAAUUAAGUUAUGGGUGACUUGAAAUACCAAACACAAGGAGUGUACAAUGGUGCUUCUGUGCUUUUCCCCCCUUGUAACCCAUAUGCCAGAUGUGUGGAAUUUUUAGCUCAGCAUUGAGAGAAUAAAAUGUCACUACCUCUCAUCUUAUGAACAGGAUAAUAUAAUUCUUUAAUAGCUACAGGUUAUCUAGUUGAAAUUGACCUGAUUUUACAGGAUUCGUGGUAUAAAAUGUUUGGAUGAUAAUUUUUUAAAACUUAGGUAACAUUUCCAGAUAUGGGAGGAAAGGUCUUGCUGUGAUCACCUCCCUGUUUAGUGUUUCAUCUUCCCUUAAAUAUAUUAUUGGCCUGAAAUUAGCCCUUCUCAAUUCUUUUUCCAAAAUGUAACCGUGAUUCUAAAGGAAAAUAUCUUCUUUUAAUUGGUGUUAUAAAUGGAAAUCUGGUUUCAGAAAGGCUAAUGAAAAUAGAUAAAAGCAAAAUACUUCUUAUUGGUACAUCAUGAUUAUAAGCUGAGUUCUUUUCCAUGUUCAUAUCCAAGAAAAGGCAUUGUAGGUUUCUAAAAGAGAGAAAUAUAUAAGAACUAAACCAUCCACAUUUUUUAAAAUUAGCUUUUAACAUAUUUAGGUGAAAUGGAUAGAAUGUAACUCGGGGUGCAGCUGCUCUGCAUUUGUAAUGAAAAUGUAAGUUAUCUGGAAGGGCAGAAUAUAAGAUUUAACCCCAUUUAACAUUUUUAAUGAAGUCAAUGAUACAAAGUUUACAUUUCACUCAUACUAUAUACUUAUUUAUUUUGAGAGAAAUAUAGCAAGUCAGGUGAUGAACACUAACUUUGAAACAAGUUGAGUACCAAAUUAACCAUCUAAUUUGAACUAUCUGACCUCAUUUUUAAUAUUUUUCAGUACUUGCUAGAUGCCACUUAAAUAAAGCAAG
Messenger RNA from Molossus molossus (Pallas's mastiff bat), 2679 nucleotides. It is a transcript of the gene RIOK3, whose product is annotated as RIO kinase 3. The record is from RefSeq and is a predicted model, not a curated record. The coding region runs from base 139 to 1698 and encodes 519 amino acids. The transcript is spliced from 13 exons. Gene Ontology annotation, biological process: protein phosphorylation; maturation of SSU-rRNA. Lineage: Eukaryota; Metazoa; Chordata; Mammalia; Chiroptera; Molossidae. Gene Ontology annotation, cellular component: cytosol; preribosome, small subunit precursor. Gene Ontology annotation, molecular function: ATP binding; protein serine/threonine kinase activity.